This is a messenger RNA of Penicillium chermesinum, 1092 nucleotides long. RefSeq names its product aurora family serine/threonine-protein kinase. Gene Ontology annotation, biological process: protein phosphorylation; mitotic spindle organization; regulation of cytokinesis. Gene Ontology annotation, molecular function: ATP binding; protein kinase activity. NCBI's taxonomy places the organism in Eukaryota, Fungi, Ascomycota, Eurotiomycetes, Eurotiales, Aspergillaceae. The record is from RefSeq and is a predicted model, not a curated record. The coding region runs from base 1 to 1092 and encodes 363 amino acids. Gene Ontology annotation, cellular component: spindle microtubule; spindle midzone; spindle pole centrosome. The transcript is spliced from 4 exons.
AUGGCUACCAAGACACUCGAGGCUCGAUUUGAGCACUUGUCCAUGAAGGAUGAAAAAGAGGCAGCUGGUGAGCGUGUCUACUGCAAGCCAAAGGGUUCCAUCUCUACCGCUGCCUCCCUGUCUGGACUCGGUUCCUCUCAGAGCAAUUCGAACCGAGCUCAACUAUUGAAGCUGGCCCUUCAAAACACAAAUGACAACAAGGUCAAUGCCAUGAUUCCUGCCUCCCCAGGCAAGGGUACCCAGGGAGCGUUGCCCUCGCGCGACACUGAUGAGAACGGGAGCCACCGUGGUUCCGUUCUGAACAAUCAGGCCCCGACCAUGCCAAAAGAACUUCACUUGGGUAUGUUUGAAAUUGGAAAGCCUCUCGGUAAGGGUAAAUUUGGACGGGUGUACCUUGCCAAGGAGCGUUCUUCGGGUUUCGUCUGCGCUCUCAAGGUGCUGCACAAGUCGGAACUACAGCAGGGCGGUGUCCAGAAGCAGGUUCGCCGUGAGAUCGAGAUCCAAAGUAACCUGCGACACCCUAAUGUCCUGCGGCUCUACGGUCACUUUCACGACAGCAAGCGCAUUUUCCUCAUUCUCGAGUUCGCCGGCCGCGGUGAACUGUACAAGCACCUCCGCAAGGAGCACCGAUUCCCCGAGUGGAAGGCUGCUCAGUACAUUGCUCAAAUGGCUGCUGCUCUCAAGUACCUCCACAAAAAGCACGUCAUGCACCGUGAUAUCAAGCCGGAGAACAUCCUCGUUGGUAUCCACGGAGAAAUCAAGAUCAAGAUGGUGGCGCCUCGCGCUGGGAGCGAAAAUUACUACACCGAGAAGGUGGACCUGUGGAGUUUGGGUGUGUUGACCUACGAGUUCCUGGUCGGCGAGGCGCCCUUCGAAGAUACGCCCAUCAUGACCCAGCGAAGAAUAGGCAGGGCAGACAUGUCCGUUCCAUCCUUUGUUAGCCCAGAGGCCAAGGACCUUAUCAAGAGGCUUCUUGUCCUCGAUCCCGAGAAGCGCAUUCCCCUUGACGAGAUCCAGCGUCACCCUUGGAUUGUCAAGCACUGCAUGAAAGAUGGCAAACGGGUCUCGGGCCCAAAGGAUGGCAAGGCCUGA